This is a messenger RNA of Cygnus atratus (black swan), 494 nucleotides long. RefSeq names its product cytochrome c, somatic-like. The record is from RefSeq and is a predicted model, not a curated record. Gene Ontology annotation, biological process: mitochondrial electron transport, cytochrome c to oxygen; mitochondrial electron transport, ubiquinol to cytochrome c. Gene Ontology annotation, cellular component: mitochondrial intermembrane space. NCBI's taxonomy places the organism in Eukaryota, Metazoa, Chordata, Aves, Anseriformes, Anatidae. The coding region runs from base 1 to 318 and encodes 105 amino acids. Gene Ontology annotation, molecular function: electron transfer activity; heme binding. The transcript is spliced from 2 exons.
AUGGGUGAUGUUGAAAAAGGCAAGAAGAUCUUUAUUCAGAAAUGUUCUCAGUGCCACACAGUUGAAAAAGGUGGAAAGCACAAGACAGGACCAAAUCUUUGGGGUUUAUUUGGCCGCAGAACAGGACAAGCUGCAGGAUUUUCUUACUCAGAUGCAAACAAGAACAAAGGAGUUACCUGGACUGAGAGUACACUGAUGGAGUAUUUGGAAAACCCUAAGAAAUACAUUCCUGGUACAAAAAUGAUUUUUGCUGGAAUUAAAAAGCAGAAUGAAAGAGCUGAUCUUAUUGCAUACUUGAAAAAAGCAACUUCUUCAUGAAACAUGGCUGCAGCAGCUGUAGUAACAGUGCAAAUGCUUUUAAUUUUGAGUAGCCGCUAUGUCAGGUUUUAGCAUUUUGAUGUUUAUUGUUCAUUAGGGACUGGCCUUAGCAAAACCAAAGAAAUGUAUGUUUUAAGAUGCUGCAUCCUAAUAAAUAACACUGAGAGGUGAGCAUU